GUGCAAGGCAGUGCGCCGGAGGACGUCGGGCCUCGCCCAACCACCCGCUUGUGAGAUGGGCUUUCGCCUCCGAGCGUGUCCAGCCCCAACCCAGCAGGAAAAGCAUCUCCGCUGUUCUGGAAAAGGCCCCCAGCGUCCUCUUCUCCCCGACCUGGCGAUUGCGGUGCAUUCCGAGAGAUCGCUAAUGAAUGAUGUUUGUGACUGCGAAGAAACAUCUGUUGCUUAAUGAUUGAUCUUGCGAACCAGUUACUCAGAUGCCACUACACUAAGAGAAGUCAAGAUCAACCUGUUUAAAUUCACAAGCUUCUCUGAAGUAACCUUCUGAGCAACAAAUGGAAUGUUCAGAAACAUUUCACCCUCAGUGUCACGGGAUGGCAGCCAUGGAUCUGACUUAUGUGUGCGGUCCUCUUUCUCAAGACACUUUCUGUCUUCAUGAGAGGAACAUGGAAGACGCAGGGAUGGUGGCUGGGUUACUGAUGGGUUCUUCUCAGCACUUAGUGACCUUUGAGGAUGUGGCUGUGGACUUUACUCAGGAAGAAUGGACUUUGUUGGAUCAAACACAGAGAGAUCUCUACAGAAAUGUGAUGUUGGAGAACUACAAGAAUCUCAUUACACUAGCAGGGUCCGAAACAUGCAAACCUAUUCUCAUGUCUCCAUUGGAACGAGGGGAGGAGCUGAGAACAGGAGUGAGAAGAGUUCUGCAGGAAUUGAAUUUGCAACUCAAAACCAAAGGCUCCCCACUGCUUCAAGAUAUAUAUGCAGAAAAAUCAUCAAAUGGAAUACAAAUGGAGAGAAGCAAUAUGGCAGAGAAACUCUGUGGCUCUAACUAUUGUGGAAAAGUUGUUAGUGAACAUCCAUCUCUUAUGACUCACAUGAGAACUCACAUUGGAGAGAAAACUUCUAAGGAUAAUCAGAGUGGAAAAGCCUUAAGAAAGAACUUAAUUGGUAAUUUUUACAAGAAAACUAAUUUGGGGGAAAAAACUUCUAAGGUUUUUCAAUAUGGAAAAGCUUUUAGCCAGUUUCCAAAUCAUAAUGGCCAGAACAAAACUCAUACACAAAAGAAAUUGUGUGAAUGCAGAGAUUGUCAGAGAACUUUUCUUAAGCAGUCAUCCCUUAAGGUACAUAUGAGAUCUCACAACAGAGAAAAACACUAUGUAUGUAAGGAAUGUGGGAAAGCCUUCAGUCAUUCUUCACACCUUAUAGGCCACAUAAGAAUUCACAGUGGAGAGAAACCCUAUGUUUGUAAAGAAUGUGGCAAAGCCUUCACUCAGUCCACAGGACUUAAAUUACACAUCAGAAUUCACACUGGAGAAAAACCAUAUAAAUGUAGAGAGUGUGGAAAAGCCUUCACCCAUUCCUCAUACCUUACAGAUCAUAUAAGAAUUCACAGUGGAAAGAAGCCCUAUGUAUGUAUGGAAUGUGGCAAAGCCUUUACUCGAUCCACAGGACUUAUUUUACACAUACGAAUUCACAUUGGAGAAAAACCAUAUGAAUGCAAGGAAUGUGGAAAAGCUUUUAUUCAUUCUUCAUACCUCACAAAACAUGUAAGGGUUCAUAGUGGAGAGAAGCCAUAUAUAUGUAAGGAAUGUGGGAAAACUUUCCCUCGUUCUUCAGGACUUGUUUUACACAUGCGAACACACACUGGAGAAAAACCCUAUGAGUGUAAGGAAUGUGGGAAAGCCUUUAAUCAUUCCUCAAUGCUUAACCAACAUGUAAGGACCCACACUGGAGAGAAGCCAUAUCAAUGCAAGGAAUGUGGGAAAGCCUUCACUCAGUCAUCAGGCCUUAGUACACAUUUAAGAACUCACACUGGAGAAAAGGGCUAUGAAUGUAAGGAAUGUGGGAAAGCAUUUGCUCGGUCCACAAAUCUUAAUAUGCACAUGCGAACUCACACAGGAGAAAAGCCCUAUGAAUGUAAAGAAUGUGGGAAAGCCUUCAGAUAUUCCACGUGCCUUAAUGUUCACAUGCGAACUCACACUGGAGCAAAACCAUAUGAAUGUAAGGAAUGUGGGAAAAACUUCACUCAGUCUUCAGCACUUGCUAAACAUGUAAGAACUAAGGCAUGUGAAAAAACCUGAAAUUGUCCUCAGAUCUUAGUAUUUGUAUCUAAACUCAACUGGAAAAAAACUUAUGAAUGUAAAGAAUGUGUGAGAAACCUUCACUCAGUUUUCAUUUCUUAUAUAACAGGUGUGAAUUUACCAUGGGCAGAAGGCCCAUUCAUACAAGGAAUAGGGGAGAACAGUAAUUCUUUGUACCUUAUAAACCAUAAAAACUAAUGUUUGAGGGAAAAAACUUCUCACUCUAAGACAUGUCAGAAAGCCUUUUUGUUGUUGUUGUUCCAACAUUAUUUUACUAUCUAAAAUUACUGUAAAAGCCAAUUGAAGGUAAGACUGAGAUACAGCCUUAUAAUACUUCACAUGCCUUAACAGGACAUCAUAACCCACAUUUGGGAAAAACCCUCUGUAUGUAAGGAAUGUGCUUAUUUACUUUAUGCUCAGGCCUUAGUAUCCACAUGAGAAUUUACAGUGGUAUAAAACCCUACAAGUGUAAAGGCCACAAGAUCUUCACUUCUUCAUGCCUUUUAAUAACUCAACAUUUAAGAACUCAACAGUGGACAGAUACCCUAUAUAUGUAAGAAAUAUGGGACAUCCUUCAGAAAUUUCUGAUGGUUUCCUGUGUAAAAAGCCUCAUGAAUUUAAGAAAUUUUAAAAAUCCUUCAGGUGUUAAUAAAUCAACAUGCAGUAGAGAGAAACCCUGUGAAGGUAAUAUACACGGGAAAGCUUUAGCUCUGCCUCAUAUGUUAAUAUUUGGUAAUCUCACAGAGGCCCAAAACAUAAAUGUUAAAAAUAUAGGAAUACCUACAUAUAUACACACACACACACACUCACACACACAUAUACACACAUAUAUACAUAAACACACAUAUACACAUACACAUUAAUUCUGUUUUUGUCCUUUAGUAAAAAUGAUAAUUCACCCUAGAGAAAUUGUGAUUCUAGGGAAUGAGGAAAAUGCUGGAUCCAUUUUACAAGUCUUGCUGUACCUGUGAAAACCCACUGCAGAGAGGCUAUAUCAAUGUAAAAAUGUGGGAAUGUUUUUAGUAAAUACACACCCAUUAAGAGACUUGGAAAAUACUCGCUGGAAGGAGAAACUAUGAAGAAUUCUGGGAAGCUAUCAGGUACUAUACUUAAUAUACACAAGAUAAUUCAUACUGGAGGAGAAAUGGAAAUAAAUGACAUGAAAAUGA
This is a messenger RNA of Lemur catta (Ring-tailed lemur), 3247 nucleotides long. It is a transcript of the gene ZNF846, whose product is annotated as zinc finger protein 846. The transcript has 8 exons. NCBI's taxonomy places the organism in Eukaryota, Metazoa, Chordata, Mammalia, Primates, Lemuridae. The record is from RefSeq and is a predicted model, not a curated record. Bases 333 to 2078 code for a protein of 581 amino acids. Gene Ontology annotation, biological process: regulation of transcription by RNA polymerase II. Gene Ontology annotation, molecular function: RNA polymerase II transcription regulatory region sequence-specific DNA binding; DNA-binding transcription factor activity, RNA polymerase II-specific. Gene Ontology annotation, cellular component: nucleus.